UCUAAUCGCCCGGGCAGACAGCUAGCUAGUAGUACAGUAGGAGCAGCGCAGUACCUAACACAGACUUCCGGGGUUUUGUUUCCUUAUCGAGACUGCCCAUGGCCUCGUCAGCAGUGGACGUCGAGAGCGGUAGCGCCCGCCGAUCGGGAUCGGGCUCCGUCAAGGAGGAGCCCGGACCGGUCGCCGAGAAGGGCACGCCAGUCGGAGGUGGCUCGCCCGAGAGUGCUUCCGUCCUCAGUGCUCCCGGUGAUCACACCCACCGCACCCUCAAGUCGCGUCACAUCCAACUGAUCGGCAUUGGCGGAACCAUUGGCACCGCCCUGUACGUCCAGAUCGGCAGAGGGCUGAUGAAUGGGGGGCCCGCUAGCCUGUUCAUGGCGUUUACCCUAUGGUGCUCCGUUAUCCUCGCCGUGACGCUCUGCAUGGCCGAGAUGGUGACCUACCUUCCCAUCUCAUCCCCCUUUAUCCGCUUUGCCGGCCGCUACGUCGACGAGGCCUUUGGCUUCGCUGCCGGCUGGAAUUUCUUCGUCUUCGAGGCCGCCAUGGUGCCGUUCGAGAUCACCGCCUGCAACGUCAUCAUCCACUACUGGAGUGACAUUGUGCCCCCCGGCGGCGUCAUUGCCAUCAUCAUCGUUCUCUACGGCCUCAUCAACGUCCUCGCCGUCAAGUGGUACGGCGAAGUCGAGUUCUGGGCCGCCCUGGGCAAGAUGCUCCUCAUCGUCGGCCUCCUCAUCUUCACCUUCAUCGUCAUGCUAGGCGGCAACCCGCUCCACGACCGCUUCGGCUUCCGCUUCUGGCGCGAGCCGGGCGCCUUCGCCGAGCUCUACCACACCGGCGCCCUCGGCCGCUUCAUGGGCUUCCUGCAGUGUCUCAUCUCGGCCUCCUUCACCAUCGCGGGGCCCGACUACGUCUCGAUGGCCGCCGGCGAGUGCGAGAACCCGCGCCGCGUCAUGCCGCGCGCCUUCAACGCCGUCUUCUACCGCCUGACCGCCUUCUUCGUCCUGGGCUCGCUCGCCGUCGGCAUCCUGGUGCCGUACGACGACGAGGAGAUGCGGCGCGCCUUCGAGAGCGGCGCCCCCGGCGCCGCCGCCUCCCCCUACGUCGUCGCCAUGAACCGCCUCCAGAUCCGCACCCUGCCGGACAUCGUCAACGCCAUGGUGCUCACCGCCGCCUUCUCCGCCGGCAACAGCUACGUCUACUGCGCCUCCCGCUCCCUCUACGGCAUGGCCCUCGAGGGCAAGGCGCCCCGCCUCUUCCUCCGCUGCACCCCCGCCGGCGUGCCCGUCUACGCCGUCGCCCUCGUCCUGCUCAUCGCCCUGCUCGCCUUCCUGCAGGUGUCCAACGACGCCGCCGUCGUGCUGCAGUGGUUCGUCAACCUCGUCACCGCCAGCCAGCUCAUCAACUUCAGCGUCAUGAGCCUCACCUACCUGCGCUUCCACGCCGCCCUCAAGGCCCAGGCCGUCGACCGCCGCUCCCUCCCCUACCGCGCCAUGCUGCAGCCCUACGCCGCCUGGUACGCGCUGUCCGGCACCUUCGUCAUGACCUUUGUGGGCGGCUACAUGGUCUUCUUGCCGGGGAACUGGGAUGUUCCCACCUUCUUGUUCUCGUACACCAUGAUCGCCGUUUGCCCCAUCUUGUACAUUGGUUGGAAGCUCUACCACAAGACCAGGAUAUUCAGCGCCGAGGAAAUUGAUCUGAAGAAGAACCUGGACGAGAUCGACGCGUACGAGCGGAGCUAUGUGCCGAGUAAGCCUAGCAAUUUCUUUGACAGGCUGCUGGACUGGGUGUUUGGGUAGACAGAAUAAACCCCCCC
Messenger RNA from Thermothelomyces thermophilus ATCC 42464, 1813 nucleotides. RefSeq lists its product as uncharacterized. The record is from RefSeq and is a predicted model, not a curated record. Gene Ontology annotation, molecular function: amino acid transmembrane transporter activity. Gene Ontology annotation, cellular component: membrane. Gene Ontology annotation, biological process: amino acid transmembrane transport. Bases 99 to 1796 code for a protein of 565 amino acids. The transcript has 6 exons. Lineage: Eukaryota; Fungi; Ascomycota; Sordariomycetes; Sordariales; Chaetomiaceae.